Molecule: messenger RNA, 9457 nt
Organism: Armigeres subalbatus
Lineage: Eukaryota; Metazoa; Arthropoda; Insecta; Diptera; Culicidae
Gene: Nipped-B
Product: nipped-B protein
Exons: 17
Coding region: 776-7933 (2385 amino acids)
Biological process (GO): establishment of protein localization to chromatin; replication-born double-strand break repair via sister chromatid exchange; regulation of gene expression
Cellular component (GO): Scc2-Scc4 cohesin loading complex
Molecular function (GO): chromatin binding
Source: RefSeq, a predicted model, not a curated record
CGCACACACAGCAUUCGUCUAUCGUCUUCGUCGUCGUCGCGAUUUUGAAACUCUCUCGCUAGCGGACGGAGUGAAAUUCGGAAAAUUUGUGAAUUUCCCGCUGGGAAAGUGAUUGAACCGUGCGAAACAGGAAGCGUCAAACGUGUGGCUACCGCGAGAAAGUGAAUUCGCGUUCGUUUGCCAUGUUUCCGCCGUGAAAUCCGGUCGAAAACGGUGACGAAAGAGUUGGGUGAUUUUCCUCCGUCGUCGGAUUGGAUCGCAGCAACCUCUUUUUUCGUUCGUUUCUUUUCUUUUCUGCUCUUCGUCGCGUCGCGCUCUGUACCCUACUUUUCAGCUAGUCGGUCGUGGAAUGAGCCUACAAACGACUGGCCUGCUGGGAUCUGCAGAAACACGACGAAAAACAGCAGCAAAGGAGGCUGUGCGAAUGAAGAAAACCAUCGGAAAUCGAGAGAAAAAUGUUUGAAAAUUUACUAUUGGUGUUUAUGUGUCAAAUCGGUUUCCCUUCCAGCGAUAUUCUGGACGCAGUGAAAAGCCUAAACUUCCGACGAAGAUCUAGCGUCACAGAAGUCAACUAAAAAUUUUGUUCGAAACGAGUGUAAAAAAAACUGAAAGAAGCAUGAAUUUUGCAUUGAUACAACAUUAGCACGUAAGCAGUCUACUAGACAACAACAAUCGUCUGUCAACGCUGGAGAGAAGAAGCUUUUGCGUUCUUCGCUCACUCCCACAACAAUCACGGUCUUUGGUCCACUGUAGAAGCGACAGAUAGUAGGCAACCAUGGGCGAUCGAGAUAUACCAAGUGUCCCUAUUACCACCCUGGCUGGUCUGACCAGUCUGUCGGACAUGCUCAGUGAGUUGCCGAUAUCGGACUCCUUCUCAACGGUGUCGACCGCCUUGAAUCGAUCGUUGCUGUUCCAUCCGCGCGUCGCCGAGGAAGCCAAUAACUUAUUGGCGACGCGAGAUGAUAGCCUGAUUGGACAGCUGGUGAACGCCAUCGAGCAAACCAACUCGGAUCACAUCGAGCUGAAGGAUCAGUAUGGUCAGCAAUCGACUAGCAAAUCGCUACAGGAAGGCCCGCUGCUGUUGCAGGCCAUCCAUUCUUGCCAAGCGGAUGUGUUUAACAGGCCUCAAACCCUACAUCAUCAACAGCAGCAGAUGCUUGUACAACAGCAGCAGCAACAAAAAAUAAUAUUUACAUCACAAACCCAAGCUUCAAACUAUCCUAGCGAACACUCUUCGCUACAAACACAUCAUCAAGUGCAUCAGGAUUAUUUGACUCCAAUAACGCAACAACAGCAGCAGCCACAACAAAUUGUUUUUAGUCAGUCCCCAGUUACAAAACAACAUUCUAAUCAUCCAUCUGUAGAAAUCCAGCCCCAUCAGCAGUCGCAAUUUCAAUCAAACCCUACGGUUCUAAUUGCAGCUCCGCUGAAUCAGGCUAAAAUUUCCUAUUCUCAACAACAGCAGCAACAGCAGCCAACACAAACAACAACAUCGCCAAAUCAGAAAAUCAUCAUCCGCCAGCAAGUUAUUAACCUUCCAAAUAUUGCUUAUUCAUCCAAUCCUGCAGAAAACAACCAGCAACAACAACAACAAAUCUUCCAUCAACAACAACAGCAGCAACAUAUAUUACAUCAGCAACAACAGCAGCAUAAUCAAAACGUUAUCGUCGCACACCAAUCGGUUAUUCAGAGUCAACAGCCGCCCCAUUUCAAUCAGCAGCAACAACAACUUCAUCCCAACCAGCAGAUGUUGCAACAGCAGCAUCAGCAACAACACAAACCGGUUGACCCCCAUCGGACGGUAAUUCAUCAGCCGGUUACAACAGCAGCAUCUUCCUCGACUGAGCUUCCGGAUCUGAUGGUUUCACAACAGCAGCUGCAACAACAACAAUAUCAUCAGCAACUGCCCAAUCAUGUUGACACCCAACAACAGCCUCAGCUGCAACAGCAACAGGCACUACAUCAUCAACAGCAGACUAUCGUACAACAAUCGCACCAAAAUGUGAUAAACAAAAACAACAAUAUAAACAGUGCCUCCACGAUAGUCCAACAUCACCAGCAAAUAACAGCAAACCACGUUCAGCCAUUACAACAGCCACAACAACGUUCACCACUGGCAGCACCAAAGCAACAAUCUCAUCCGGCUAUAAACGAACAAUCUCAGUUGAAGAACGGAAGUACGCCUGCUGUGCAGAACCAUCAGCCUUACCCUCGGCCGCAUGCUCCCACGCAACAAACACCACAACAGCAGCAACAACAACCCAAUGUCAAUCAUCUCAUAAAAACACCGGAGGCUGCACCACGCAACAGCGAAUACCUUCAACAACAACAGAGCAAAAACCUGGACGCCCGUGGCCGUCCCUCACCGGCUCAAGGUACGACGGCACCGGAAACAGAUCCAACUCAAACCAGCCUACGUAAGCAACAUGAGCAUCAACAAGCUCAGGCAGCUUCUCCUCCUGUUCAGCGAAUAAACCAGCCGACACCGAUGGCAACUCCUCCCAACAAACCACGCCCACCUGGUGGUGUUCCACCUGGAGGCACGUCAACUAGUACCACCCCUUCAACGAAGCCAAUAUCUGUUGCGGGCGCAUUGCAACGGGCGGGGGCCAUUGCAAUACCAAAACCAGCCAUAACAACACCAGUAACAUCUAUCGCAGUGGCGGGAGCACUGAUGAAGGCACCAGCAAUUACCACGUCCGCUCCAACAACGCCGAACAGUUCAGCAGCCGCCAAUCAGCAGCAAACACCCCAAACUGGCCAAACCCCGCAGCAGCAACAGCAACCCAAUAAAACUCCUAUGAAAAAGCCCCAACGAGUUAACCUUAAGAAACUGUGUCGCAUGAUCGCCAUGACUGAAGUGGAUACUUUGAAUUUGAAAAAGUGUUCAGUCAAAUUAGAGAAACUAAACGAGGAUCAUAUGAAAAUGAUGCAGGAGGAUUUAAAGAAGUUUGCUCAGGUUGAACCGAAGCUGGCGAUGAGCUUAGGGUUGGUUAAGAAGAGCGCUGAAAUGAUAUUCAGCAAGAUGAAAGAAGACGAAAGGAGGUACAGUGGUUUGCUAGCGAAACGGAAGGCUCAGGACGAUGCGAUGAACCCUGAAGACAUGUUCAGUAAGCCAAAGCUUAGAAAGGUGGAAAAAAUGGUGGUACCUGUGGUGAAGAAGUUAUCCAAGGAAGAACUUAUGAAUACAAACACUUACCAGAGGUUUAUGUCGAUUAUGGGAAAGAUAUUCGAUCAACUGGAUGAGACUGAGGCCCCUAAUUUGGACGACGGUGACGAACAGUUCGAAUGUAUUCCAACCAGCAUGCUCAGUAAUAUUAGUUCGGAAACUGCAAAACUGAAGGCUCGCAAUGCAAUUGACGCCAUCCCGGAAAAUAAGCUCACAUUGCUAAUUACUUACGCGAUGCGUUCAAUACAUUCGGCAAAGAAUCUUAGCGGGACGGAACUUCAAGACGACUUGGUCGGGGACGAAUGCAUUGAGAAAAUUUUGAACGCUAUGGAAGCGGCUUUGCUCAUUUGUUCCAUUUACACUUGCAAGAGUACAAAAUUCUUGCAGGAGGACAAUAUCGAUGCAAUCAUCAAGUUCGUGCAGUUUCAACUGCGAGAAACAGUAUUUCCUUCGUAUGAUCCCGUGUACUCGGUUGAAACGAAGAAAAAGGUAGACGGCAAAAAAUCGAAAAAGAUACCAACCUAUCAGCAGAAGGGUCUUUCGGUUCUGUAUACAAAAAUCGUAGAACUGGGCAAGCAGUUGGUAACGAUGUUUGAAAAGUUCCACUUUGUGGACACCAUUGUGAUACACGCUUCGGCGUUGGGCGUGGAGCCAUUCUUUGUCGAUAACAUCGAAACACUGCAGUUUGUUUGUCUCGAUCUGGUGACGUCGAUUUUCCAGAACGAGAAGUAUUCCCACCAUCGACGAAAUAUUGUCGCGGACAUUCUUUCGUCGAUCGAUCGUCUUCCGCACUCGAAACGCAAUCUCCGCCCAUACAAGCUGGUCAACAAUGCUGGAAACAUCCAAAUGAUGACGGCUCUCGUACUUCAGUUAAUCCAGUGUGCUGUAGUGCUACCAGAAUCCCUAGGAGAUAGUAACACUAAGAAAGCAAACAACGAAGCCAUUGUCAAUAGCAGUAACCCCAAAUCGGCUGACCUCUACAUCAUUGGAAAGUAUGACACUGCUUUGAGCAUUGGCGGAAACUUUCUGGCAACUUUUUUGGAUAAAUGUAAAAGUCGUUCAAGCGAAACGGAUUUCCGUCCUUUAUUUGAGAACUUUAUACAUGAUCUAUUGACAACCGUCAACAAACCGGAAUGGCCGGCGUCGGAACUGUUGUUGAGUCUUCUGGGGACAAUGCUUGUCAAAAAGAUGUCUGACAAGGGCGUGGAACAAUCGAUACGUGUAGUUUCACUCGAAUAUCUUGGCAUCGUGGCCGCUCGAUUACGGAAGGAUACCGUAGAGUCCCGGUGUCGAGUUCGUACUAUGGAUUCGCUCAUCAAGUAUAUUAAGAUAGAACAGGAGAAGGAAGGCGACGAGUAUAAGAGAAACUCUAAGUUUCAGCUCGACGAAGAGGAGGAACGAACGGAAUUCUUGGAAAAGAUUUUACUGGACUUUCUAGCGGCCAACGCUCAAGAGGGAAAUAUCGUGUGGAACCAUGCGAGACAUUUUUACAUCACACAGUGGUACCGUGAUAUUAUCCAGCGGAAGAAGAAUAUCGCUGCUGGUGAAAAAGGCUAUGCGUCUCGAAAAAAGCAAGCGAAAAGGCGGAAAAAGUAUACCAGCGAAUCUGACUCCGACGGUGGAGGAGGGAUUGAUUCGGACAUCGAAGAAGUGAAACCAGGUGUGGAUCAAGAACUGAACAGUGAGAUUUUCCGGCUGCUGGACACCCGGAAGGGAACUUACCUGACUCAGAUCUGUCCCUUUGGAGGUAAAAACGCCGGAAUCAGUGAAAUCAAAACCUACAUCGAUUAUGGAAAUGCCAACUUGAUCGCGCAAUAUUUAGCAAGCAAGCGAUCGUUUUCGCAAAGCUUCGACAAGUAUCUGCAGAAGAUCAUUCUGGUCGUGCGGGAACCGGUCGUGGCGAUACGAACACGAGCGAUGAAAUGUUUAGGCAACAUCGUCGAGGUGGACCAGAUGGUGCUUGCACGAAAAGACAUGCAAAUGGGCGUCCACCAGAAACUGUUGGAUACGGCCAUUUCGGUGCGAGAGGCAGCAGUGGAUUUGGUGGGGAAGUACAUCCUCUCCGAUCCUGACCUAAUCGAUCAGUAUUACGACAUGAUUUCGACGCGGAUAUUGGACACGGGUGUUUCAGUUAGGAAACGGGUAAUCAAAAUUCUAAGGGACAUCUGUAUGGAGUAUCCGGAGCAGGAUAAAAUUCCAGAUAUUUGCGUCAAAAUGAUUCGAAGGGUCAACGACGAAGAGGGUAUUCAGAAGCUAGUCAUGGACGUCUUCAUGACAAUGUGGUUCAAUCCGUGCAAUUCUAAUGAUAAGGCGGCAAUGGAUAGGAAAAUAACUCAAAUCAUCGAUGUUGUUUGCUCAUCCCAUGAGACUGGCACUCAGGGCUUCGAUGCAUUACUCAAAUCGAUAUUUGAACCAAAAGAAAACAAAGAGGACUCGAAAGCCAAGAAGGAGAUCCCAAAAACGCUGAUCAAAGCUUGCCAGCAGAUCGUCGACGGAUUGGUGGACGCAACGAUGAAGCUGGAAAGCUCCGAAAACAAGAAACUGGUCGGCUGCAUCACCGCGUUGCAUCUUUUUGCAAAAAUCCAACCCCAGCUGCUAGUAAACCACGCGAUGACACUGGAACCGUAUCUGAACAUACGUUGCCAGAAUGCCAUCAACUACAAGUUCAUCAGUAGCGUAGCGGAAAUUUUGGAGCAGGUGGUGCCCUUGAUGGAUCAUCCCAGCGAAAUCUUCCUUGCUGAUCUUGAAUCGCAUCUGAUGAUGCUUAUUGUGACGCAAAGCCAAGCAGUGGUGCUGAGUUGUGUUUCCUGUCUGUCAGCAGUUGUAAAUAAAAUUACCAAGAACUACACACUGAUACGAGACUGUUUUUCUAAAUUUUACUAUAAGGGAUUGGUAUCUAGUAAAGAAAAGUUAAUCUCCGAUCCUUCGAUCCCAAUAGAGCAACUGUAUAGGCCUCAAUUUAGGCGAAGUAUAUACACGGUAGGAUUAAUCAUGAGGUACUUUGACUUUAGGUUGCCUGAUGUCUACGGUGGAGAAGAAGAUGCACAAGGAGCGUUACCAGCCAAUAUCUGUGAGGACGUGUAUAGUACGCUAGCAUUUUUUCUCUCGUGUAGUCAUAGUGAGAUUUGUAAGGAAACACUGCUGUCGAUGGGUAAUUUCUGCGUGAAAAACUACGAAUAUCUGACGAAGCAAGAACUUCGGGAUUAUUAUAAUUAUCUGCUAACGCAGGACACCGUACUGACAGAGAUGAAAAUUGUCGUCCUGAAGAACAUUUUAAUGUAUCUUACCGAAGAAGAAAACAAAAUGGUGCGAAAUGACAAAGAAUGGGCUAAGCAAUCACAAACCGAAGACUUGAAAGAGAUGGGUGACGUGUCAUCUGGUAUGGCCAGUAGAGUUAUUCAGAUCUACCUGAAGGAAAUCCUGCGAAGUUUUCUGCAUCGAGACACCGGUGUGCGAAUGUGGGCAAUGCGUGUGGUGGAGAUUGUGCUGCGGCAGGGUCUGGUACAUCCAGUACAAAUAGUUCCUUUCUUAAUAUGCUUAAGUACGGACCCAGAAAAAGAGGUUGCACAUAGUGCAGAUCGUCAUCUCCAGGAGAUUGACAAGCAGUAUCCGGGUUUUGUAAAUAUGAAAUCUCAUGCCGGUUUGCAGUACUCAUACGAUUUACAAGUCUUGUUACAAAAACAUGACGACAGUAGUAUAGUUAGAGGAUAUAGAAUCAAAGAUCCGCAGGAGCCUCCGAGUGCAUUGAACGGUUUCUUGUACACUUUAUUGCGCAACACGAAACCGCAGCGGCGAGCGCUUGUCCAAUCGAUCACGAAGCAAUUCGACGACGGGAAAAUCGCACUGCAGCAGAUGCUCUACCUUGCGGACAAUCUGGCCUACUUUCCGUACAUGGUGCAGGACGAACCUCUGUACAUAAUUCAUCAUAUUGAUGUGUUGAUAUCCGUCACUGGCACCAACCUAUUGGCCACGUUUCGCGAGGGGUUGAAACCACCGCCUGGAGCGGAAAAUAACCCAGAGCAGGCACCCAAUCCACUAGAAGAUGAUGAUGACGAUGAUCAAGAAGUGAUUCUCAGUCGAUUACCGGAUGACACAACCGAACUGCAGAACUGCAUUACCUCGGCGCAGGGUUGCAUGCUUUUAUUAAUACUCAAGCAGCAUUUGAAAGAUAUCUACGGUAUCACAGAUUGCAAAAUUUCUCGAUACUCACCAUCUGAAGCGGGUAAAAUAUACGACAAAACAAUGCAGAGGCGAUCGAAUUCAUUGUUCGAUCCGAAAGCAACUAUUACGCUGUUGAAAGAGAACCGCCAAGUGAUGGCAGACCAAUCGGAAGAUGACCGAGCAGAGCUCGUGCAACGAUACCUGGAUUUCAAACAACUCAUGCUACGGCUGGAUCCGGAUGACCCCGACCUCCUGGAUGAGGAUGAUCGUGCCCCGCCAAAGAAUUCCGAAACUAACUCAACUGUUACCACUCCGGUGAAGCAAGGUGAAGCCGGUGAGAGUACGGCGGCUACUCCCGUAAGCAAUAAUGUCGGUGGUAGCGCAACGCACUUGAACAAUGUGAACAGUACUGCCACUUCCGCAAGUAGCAAUACGACGUCCGCUGUUAGCACACGGACACCAAAAUCUUCACGGCCACCGCCAACGACAAAUGCAGCGUCCAGUCGGAAAAACCUUCCGUCGCGAAGUGCUCGAAAAAAGCGACGGAAAUUGUCCAGCACGGAGGAAGAGGAAAGCGAUGCUAGUGAUAUGGAUUAUGAUUAGAGAGAGCCAUUGUUACUCAUUCAAUCAGAGAUGUAGGAAAACAGAUGAAACAAGAUACACAUUUAAUAUAUCUAUUUGUGGUGUAAGAAACAAACCAGGAAAAGAUGAUCCACGAUCACUAUACAAAACAAACAAGAAGAAUACAAAAUAAAAGCGCCUGUGAAAGCACAUUUUAGAUGAUUGUUCGAAAGUGCGCCAAUUGUAGAAACAAUAGCAGUAGUGAUAAAGUCCCAUAAACCCGUAGUAUUUUGCUUUCUUCCAACCAGUUAUUGUUGUACCAUUACCACCCCUAGCAAACGCCCACUAAUAAGAAGAGAAACUUGUGUUGCUCUACCGAACUUCUCAUUUGAUGCGUCGAGCGACGCUUCUAUAAAUUGAAAAUUAUGCGCAUUUGAACGAAAGACGUACUGUGUUUGAAUUAUUCCGUAUCGGAUUGAAUGUUUGCAGUACUAGCUCUGUAAAAGGUUUCGAGCAAAUUUCCCAAGGACACAAAGCAGGGUUGAACAUCGUGGUUAAUUAUACACAAAAAAAGUUUCCGGUGUCCCUCGAAAUCUACGAAAAGUAUAAUUAGCGAGUGAGUUUUGUUUACGUCCUUUUUAUGGUGUAGACAGAUCAACUUUUUGGAACAAAAUGCAAAACAAGCGUCUCUCCGAUAACGAUGUAUUCUGUAGUAGGAAGAUGUUUUAACUGAAAAUAUUUAAACAUUACUGUGAAUUAGACGGAUGAAUGGAACAACGUUGAAAAGAAGUAAAUAAUUUAUUUAGAGAGAAAGAGGAGAAAAAAAUAUCCGGGUUUAUUUCUGAGAGAAUGAUACAUUUAAAAAGAAAUAUUUAAUUUAUUGAAUACAAUGCACCAUCAACGAGGAAAGAUGAGAUGUUAUAACAGUGAGUGUGCUUGAGGUGUAACUAAAUUCUGGAAAAUAAUCUACAAAAGAGACUGGUGAAAAUUUAUUAUUAAUAUAAUCGUGACGGAGCAUUUCUUUGCUUGGAGCGAACAGAGAAUUAAAAUUCUGUUACUUAGCGCAUGUGCGAGCGUGCUAAACAUUGUAUGUAAUUGUAUGUAUUCGUAUGAACAAUUGUAAAUAUUUUGUAAAUAUAGAGAGAUAAAAUAUGUUCUUUUUCCCACUCCGAAUGUGAAAAGAUAAGACAAAUUUAGUAGAAACGUAAUUGUCUCGUGAGAAUGAAAAACCACAACAAAAUAACACGUGUUUCGGAUCAGAUAGAAAAUGCAUCUGAGAAAACCAGGAAGAGACUUUAUUUAAAGUGUUUUUAGAUAAAUUAUUUAUACGAAAAAAAACAAGGGAGGGCCGAAAACGAUGCAGAGAAAAUACACAUACAUACACAAAAGUCGUGGAAACUGUAAUCCAGAUGAAUUUUUGUAAUUUAAUUUAGCACCGUAAGCAACAAAACAACACAAAAAGAUGUGCGAAAAAAGUGUAUAAUCGAAAGAUCUUCAUUGUUUUUUUUUAUUAUUUAAAUCAAAAAGUCAAAAAUAAAGAAAAUACUAAAUGAAACUUGUAGAUAA